This is a messenger RNA of Bursaphelenchus xylophilus (pine wood nematode), 3885 nucleotides long. The record is from the annotation of a GenBank genome assembly. Lineage: Eukaryota; Metazoa; Nematoda; Chromadorea; Rhabditida; Aphelenchoididae.
AUGAGCCCGAGCUCCAGCACCACCUCGCCCCUCCAUUACAACCCAUUCCAGCUGUUCAUGCAGCUGAAGCAGGCGGAGAAUCUCCGCAAUUCCGAGAACCUGUUCAACCGCGCCCCGGCGACCAACAUUUUCCCGGUGCCGGCGUUCGAUCAGCUCCGCCUCCUGCAACAGGUGGGCUUCAUGAAUCUGGCCAAGACCAUGCUGAUGAGUCAGCAGAAGCCCGCGAAUUCGGCGGAGGUUUUGGAGCUGAAAAUUGGGAACAGAACAUUGAAAUUGAAACGAACUGAGGAUGUGGAAGGUAAAUAAAAAAAAUUUUGAAAAAAUUUUUGUUAAAUACUAACAUCAGCACUUUCACAAAGUGCAUGGACAUUUUUUCGCUUUCGCACAGUGCAUUUUGAACUUUUUCCCACGCUUGUCGCCGACGCACAGUGCAUUUUUUCUUUUCGCACCUUGCAAGCCACAAAAAAGCCGUUUGCACUGUGAAUUUUCAAUUUUUUCCCACGCUUGUCGCCGACGCACAGUGCAUUUUUCUCUUUUCGCACUGUGCAAGCCACAAAAAAGCCGUUUGCACUGUGCAUUUUGAACUUUUUCCCACGCUUGUCGCCAACGCACAGUGCGCUUUUCUCUUUUCGCACAGGGCACAGUGCAAAUUGUCGCGGCCCGCACCGUGCAGAAAACCCCCAAUUUUUCCGCACCGUGCAUUUCACCUUUUUUCUGUCGCACUGUGCAUUUUGAACUUUUUCCCACGCUUGUCGCCGACGCACAGUGCAUUUUUUUCUUUUCGCACUGUGCAAGCCACAAAAAAACCGUUUGCACUGUGCAUUUCCACCUUUUUUCCACGCUUGUCGCCAACGCACGGUGCAAACUUGAAAAUAGCCGUUUGCACUGUGCAUUUUGAACUUUUUCCCACGCUUGUCGCUAACGCACAGUACAUUUUUCCUCUUUUCGCACAGUGCAAAUUGCCGCGACCCGCACGGUGCACAAAAAUCGCCGAUUUUUUCGCACCGUGCAUUUCACUUUUUUUCUGUCGCACAGUGCAUUUUGAACUUUUUUCCCACGCUUGCCGCCAACGCACAGUGCAUUAUUCUCUUUUCGCACGGUGCAAACUCAAAAAUAGCCGUUUGCACGGUGCAAAUCAAGAAAAAAAACUGAAUGCACGGUGCAAAAAAUCGGGGAUUUUGUGCACGGUGCGAUCCACGACAAUUGUCCAUGCACUUUAUGAGAAUACUGAUAUAAAAAAUGUAUUAAAAAUAAUUUGUUUCAGCGCUCAAAGAAGCACAGAUAAUGCGAGAUGAAAACACGUUGAUCUACAGUCUCCAGAACGCCGGUGUUCUCUAUCAUACAGUUACCUUCGAUGGCGGCGAAACAGUGCACCCGGGACAAGUUAUUAUGGUAGGAAAGAGAAUUAAUUCUGAGCCGCUGGCAACACAUCUUUCACAAAACCGGGCUUUUUCAAAAAACAUUGUUUUAUUGGAACAGGGAUACUUUUUGAUACCAAAUUCCGCUUCAGCUCUGUUGUGGGCCGUUUUUUUUCUCCAGGGAAAUAACUAUCGGUCUGUCGGGAAAAUAAUGUGGAUUCGUAGCGACUUGAAAUUGCAGCGAAACAGAAGGGGAUUGGCGCGACUAAUCCACAUUAUUUUCCCGACAGACCGGAAGGCUCAGCACUUGCGGUACUGCCCUUUACUUUAAACCAUAAAAUUUGGUUAACUCCUAGGGCGGAGGUCGAAAAAACGAACUUAUCUCAGCCUGUCGGGAAAAUAAUGUGGGUUCGCCAGGACGUUGGAAUCGCCCAUUUUUGCGUUGCGACAGCUAGCUGGAGAUUUGGUGCGCAACUGUGCGACAUUUCUUUUGCUACGACAAAUCCACAGUAUUUUUCCGACAGACUGAAAAUUGUUUCUGUGGGGACAAAACCGAGCAAACUCCUCAGCCCCCGGACACCCCUGGCAAUCAACAAAACAAGCCUUAACUCCAUUUUUUUCAGCUAGAAAAGAGCAUAAUCUCGCUGCUGGAAACCUCCGCCGACCCCAACCUCAGAUUGGUGGAAGGCCAGUGUGUGGUGACAAAAACCGUCGCACCGGGCGAUGUGCUGACAUUGGAAGUGCCGCAAGCGGACUCGGACGCCCGUUCCGAGGCGGCUAGUACGCCAAUCAAAGAAGCGCACGAUCUUGGGCAGUUUGCGGUGUCGCAGUUGCUCCAAAAACAAAGCCGACGGCAUGUGAUGAGCUUGGAAGGUGGGUUGAGAAAAACGCAAUUUUUUGACUUUAAUUUUAAAUUUUUUCAAAAAAAAAAAAAAAAAAAAAAAAAAAAAAUCGAAAUUUCAAAAAAAAAAAUUAAAAUAAUUAAAAAUUUCAAAAAAAAAAUCAAAAAUUUUUAUCAUUUCAGACACAAUGUCGCCUCCCGAGCUCCCCUCGGAACAAGGAUUUCAAUGCGAACGGUGUGGGAAGAUGUUUUCCUACGCCUAUUACCGCGACAAACACCUCAAGUACACGAGAUGUGUCGAUAACGGCGAUCGGAAAUUCCCGUGCUCACUUUGCAAUCGCUCCUUCGAAAAGAGGGAUCGGCUGAGGAUCCAUAUUCUUCAUGUUCAUGAGAACCAUCGACCGCAUGUGUGCAAUAUUUGCGGGAAAGCGUUUUCACAGUCCAGCAGCUUGAAUAAGGUGAGGAAAAAUGAAAAAAAAUUGAAAAAAAUGAAAAAAAAAAAUAAAAAAAAAAAAUGAAAAAAAUCAAACUUUUUAAAAGUUUUAACAUGAAUUUCAACUUUUUUAGAGCCUUGUGGACCACAUUGAACCAAUUAUUACAAAUUUCAAUAGGUUUCAUAAAGUGCAUGGACAUUUUCUCGCGGUCCGCACCGUGCACAAGAACCCCCAUUUCGCACCGUGCAUCCCACUUUUUUCUUGGUUUUCGCACAGUGCAUCAAAAUAUCGCAGCGACAAAAGCAAGUUUGAACUUUGUCGCUGCGGCGGCGCCGGGAUUUUGCACUGUGCAAACGGCCUUUUUGUGGUUUGCACUGUACGAAAAGAGAAAAAUGCACUGUGCAUUGGCGACAAGCGUGGGAAAAAGUUCAAAUGCACUCGAUUUUUUGCACCGUGCAUUUCACUUUUUUUUGGUUCUGCACCGUGCAAGCGGUUUUUUUGUGGUUUGCACUGUGCGAAAACAGAAAAAUUCACUGUGCGUUGGCGACAAGCGUGGGAAAAAGUUCAAAUGUACUCGAUUUUUUGCACCGUGCAUUUCACUUUUCUUUUUUAAUUUUGCACAGUGCAAACGGCCUUUUUGUGGUUUGCACAGUGCGAAAAGAGAAAAAUGCACUGUGCAUUGGCGACAAGCGUGGGAAAAAGUUCAAAUGCACUCGAUUUUUUGCACCGUGCAUUUCACCUUUCUUUUUCGAUUUUGCACAGUGCAAACGGCCUUUUUGUGGUUUGCACAGUGCGAAAAGAGAAAAAUGCACUGUGCAUUGGCGACAAGCGUGGGAAAAAGUUCAAAAUGCACUGUGCGAAAGAGAAAAAAUGUCCAUGGAGUUUAUAAAAAUACUAUUUAGCAUAAAUUAGAACAUUUUCAUUUUUUCAAAAAAAAAAAAAAAAUUUUUUUCAGCACCUCCGAGUCCAUUCCGGUGAGCGGCCCUACAAAUGUCCCUACUGCACCAAAUCCUUCACGGCCAGCUCAAUCCUGCGGACCCACAUCCGACAACACAGCGGAGAGAAGCCGUUCAAAUGUACCUUCUGCGGGAAGUCGUUCGCUUCCCACGCGGCUCACGACAGCCAUGUGCGCCGCACACACACCACGCUGGACUCGUCGUUCAACUGCGCUCGAUGCGACAAGCGUUUCGAGACCGAAGAGCACUUGGUCUUCCAUUUGGAAUGCGUUCAUCGGGGGCAGAAAACACCCUGA